Messenger RNA from Halichondria panicea, 926 nucleotides. RefSeq lists its product as uncharacterized. The record is from RefSeq and is a predicted model, not a curated record. Bases 54 to 917 code for a protein of 287 amino acids. The transcript is spliced from 5 exons. NCBI's taxonomy places the organism in Eukaryota, Metazoa, Porifera, Demospongiae, Suberitida, Halichondriidae.
GCUAUAAACAGAUAAAAAUCGGCAAACUUAAUUAAAAGGUGAAAUCGAACAAGAUGAAUCGUGAGGUGAUCAUCUAUGGUUUUGCUGGUGCCGUAGGUCUCACUGCAGCAGCUACUGGGGUCUACUUUCUCAGAAAGAAACUGCUGCAAAGAUGCUCAAAGAAUCCUUAUGAAGAUUCUAAGAUGGUUAAUGAGUACCUGGGUCUUCACUACUGCCCCCCUGAGGAGUAUAUGAGCUAUGAAGAAGGGCCAAAGAGUGCUCUUGACUUUCCUCUACGCUGUGCCCAGCUUUGUAUCAAGCAUAAACCCGAAGAUGUCCCCAGUCGAGCACUGGACAUUGGCUGUGCUGUCGGGCGGUCCACCUUUGAGCUGGCCACAGAGUUUGAAGAGGUAGUGGGCAUCGACUACUCUUCUGCAUUCAUUGCCAAGUGUCAGCAGCUCAAGAUCACUGGAGAGUCUGAGUAUUCACUCACUGUGGAGGGGGAUAUAGUCGAGAAGAAAAAUGCUCAGGUUCAUCCAAACAUUAAUCGAACGAGGGCUCAUUUCAUGGUGGAGGAUGCUUGUUCCCUGCCUGAGCUAGGCCAGUUCAGCUGUGUGCUAGCCGCUAACCUUAUAUGUCGGCUCCCUGAUUGCACCCUAUUCCUGAACAGGCUGCCUGGGAUGGUGAUACCUGGUGGUAUAGUGGUGUUCACCAAUCCCUUCACCUGGCUUGAGCAGUACACACCCAAGUCCAAGUGGCUUGGUGGCUAUGUAGAUAAGAAUGGUGUUGAAGUGAGAGGAUUUGAUGCCCUCUGCCGUAUUCUCAGCCCAGAUUUUGAGCUAGUGGAGCAGGAGAACAUGCCGUUCCUGAUACGAGAAACUGUGAGAAAACACCAGUGGACUGUAGCCCACGCGUCUGUGUGGAGAAGAAAGAAGUGAAACAAACAG